CUGCAGGCGGAAAAUUUUCCAUCUUCUCACUCUGUCAUGUAACAAUACCAUGCACUCAUUCCUUCUAGAAAAUUUUCUUCCAUUUUCCGCUUGUGCAUGCGAAAAAUCUCUUAGAGUGAGAUAAAUACAUUGUUUUGUCACAUGAUAGAGUGAGAAGAUGGAACAUUCUCCGUCUGCAUGCAAAAAGGGAUGAAAGUGCCAUAAGAUUCAAAUUUCAAUUAAGUUUCCGUUGCACCGAAGUGUAAUCUCAUGUGUGUCAAACCGAAUAAUUAGCCGCUUUCGAGUAACUUUGAAGAAUAAAGUGAUUUAUAUACUAUCAUACUACAUUCUAUAUGUCAUAGUUAUUCACAAAUGGAAAAGUUCUCCCUUUCACUAUUCCAAUUAAAAUGGGAAUUAAGUGGUUUCAAUUGAAGAAGUUGACUGAGCAUAAUUAAAUAAAUUCCUAAAUAAGAAAUUAUCCUUAAAAUGUGUACAAUGGUUUAGAAAGAAGAAGAUACGCACUGAUAAGCUGGAAACUGCCGACUUACCACAUGAUUUGAAAAUAAAUAAAGAUAAUCUGUUGAAAGGCGAUAAGGAGAGUGCGAUGAAAGACAAUGAAGAUCAAAUGGAUACGGCAGACAAUUUCGAAGAUAUCGAAAGAUUUGAGAGAUGUGACUUGACCCAAGGCACAGUAAAUGACGGCUCUGAGCAGACGUUUGCACAUUACGAGAGCAGCGGAGAAGGAAAUGUCAAUCCUGUGCAUGCAUUGAUGGAUGAAAUUGAUUUCAUUGAAAAUGAGGUGACGCCCUUGGUGGAGGACGAAACUGAAGAAUUGGACGAUUUUUUCAUGGAUGUUAUCGACGAUGAAGAUUGUUAUAAGGAUACAAUUGACGACGACCACCCAUCAAUAAAUAAAGAAGAAGACGAUGCAGAACAUUUAUCGCGAAAAGAUUUUACUGCUUUCGAAGGUGCGAUAAGCAGCGAAGCUUUCCAGAGACCUAUUGAUAUUUCUGUGAAUAAAACAGUAGGGGAAGUAAUUUUAAUUAUUUUGAAAUUUGUCCUUGUGCACUCGCUUUCAUUAACUGCAAUUACCGAUUCAUUCAAUAUGAUCAAUUUUCUUUUUCCGGAACCUUUCUUGCCAAAUUCUAGGUAUCUAAGAGACAAAUUAUUUUAUCCUAAGAAUUGUACUAAACUGUACGGAUCGUGUUCAAAGAGUGGCGCAUACGUAGGUAUGUUUCAACGGAAUGAUAGCUUUAAGAAAUGUAAGAUAUUCGGAGCGAAAAUUGAUUUGAAGGGCUGCGCAUGCAACGAUUUUUUUGUUAUAAUGUACGUUGCGUCUCCGAUUUCUAAAUUAAUAGGUACAAAUAGCGAUUACUAUGAUUAUGUCGUUAAUCAUAGAAUUUAUCAAAAUGGAAUAUUUCGCGAUGUUUAUGACGGAAGGAAGUAUCAGAAAUUUUUAAGUAAACUAAGUGAAUCUGACAGACAUCGUUACGUUACAAUGGUUUUCAAUACCGAUGGAGCGCCACUUUUGAAAGUUCAUCUUACUCAAUUUGGCCUAUCUUUUUAAUGCUAAAUGAGCUACCAUACCACAUUAGAAUUAAGGAAUUGAUUCUGGUCGGCCUUUGGUUUGGGAAAGACAAGCCUGAUUUGAAAAUAUUCCUUGAGCCAUUUGUUGAACAAAUGAACCAACUUUCAAGCGCACCUGUUCAAGGAUUUACUCAAUUUAAUGGCUCAUACUUCAAAGCCAAUUUUCGGAGUAAAAGGUCCAUCACAAUUAAUAAAGUUAUUACACUAUGAUAUUAUUUAUGAUUUGUGUGUCCGAAUCCAUGCACUGCCUUUCCGGAAUUGCGAAGCAAAUGGCAACGAUGUGGUUUGGCAAUAAGAGGAAAGCUGGAUUGAUGCCUAGAUCAUUCAUUUAAGAAAUUGAUGCAAGUAUGGCGAAUAUUAAAGCACCUCAUCAAAUUGUCAGACUUACAAGAUCGUUUUCUGAAAAAUAAUUUUGGAAAGCUCGUGAGGGGGAGAACUGGACGCUCUUCUACAGUGUGCUUAUUACCUUUUAAUGCACUGAGCUUUGUUUGUAAAGGCUUUCUACAUUUUAACAAAAGAAGAAAUUACUAUUCUGGAAUUGGAUCAUGCUGAUAAAUUGCUACAUGAAUUCGUUGGUCGUUCGCAAAUCUUAUAUUCUGAUGUGUCAAUGACAUUCAAUGUAUGAUGUUUCUAUGUAAAAAUACGUAACUUUUUAGUACAUUCAGGUAGUCAAACAGAAUAUACAGUUGUUCAAAAGUUAAUAUCAACGAAUGCUUAAAAUAAUGUAUGUGGUGUGCUUCAAAGAAUUGUAAAAGUAGCCAAUGAACAAUCAGCUGUAUUAACAAACGAUAUUGAGAAAGUGUGUGUACACAUGGCAUUUGGCGAUAUUUAAUAUAUCUGCGCUGUUCCCAAUAUGCAUUAUUAUUAAGAAUGAUAAUUACACUUUACAGUUCAGUUGUUAUAAUAUAAGAUUUCUUUCUUUGGUGUUUUAGUUCUAAAUCGUUUUAAGACUCAAUAUCUUUUCUUGGAUUACAUGAUAGCUAACUAUUAUCGAUAGAAUUAUUUCAGUUUAUAAAUAGAUCAAUAUAAAUUAUGUUGUCAACUUUGAGUACUAUUUUCGUGAGAAAUAUAAUUUCAAAAA
Molecule: messenger RNA, 2647 nt
Organism: Belonocnema kinseyi
Lineage: Eukaryota; Metazoa; Arthropoda; Insecta; Hymenoptera; Cynipidae
Exons: 5
Coding region: 584-1546 (320 amino acids)
Source: RefSeq, a predicted model, not a curated record